Messenger RNA from Trichobilharzia szidati, 4185 nucleotides. NCBI's taxonomy places the organism in Eukaryota, Metazoa, Platyhelminthes, Trematoda, Strigeidida, Schistosomatidae. The record is from the annotation of a GenBank genome assembly.
AUGAAUAAGUCAUCAUCAUCCCACAUUCCACUACCAAUACAAAGUUUUUUAUUUUCUCAGACAUGUUCCUUUUUACAGAAGCCGGCUGCAAGAGAUGGAGUAUGCACUACUUUUGAGAAGGUUGUAGUUCAAAAUAUACUGCAUGGUCGGUCCAUAGUAUUAUGUGAGGCGAUACAGUCAAUCAGUAGGUGGAAAUUCGUUAAGGCUGCAUUUCCCCAUGUGUUACAUUGUGGUGCUGUAAUGCUUCGAGAAAAGUUACGUGACAAGUCUGUUGCAGAUCAACAACACCAAAAACACGGAGCAGCAAAUAACAGUGAAUUGUCACAUGAUAGAACACAACUGAACUUUAGUCAAACAGAAACUAAACUUCUGUAUACACUUCACUGGAUUCUGCUAGAUGCUGCUUCUGAGUGUGAAGAUGCAGAGAUAGAGGCUUCUAAUCAUCCAGCUUCCAAACUAAAAGGUUCAACAGAUUAUUAUGUUCACGACUUAGCAUCACUUCAGCUAUUUAUUUAUCUGUAUGCUCCAAUUAUUGAACAACUAAAGCCAACUGAUUUCGAUACACUGAAGCUCGAGGCCGGAUUACACCUGUGGAUUCCACUUAUGGAAUACUGUCAACCAAACCGUGGUACAUUAUCAUCACCUGUGAAAAUUUUUCUACAUGGUUCCAGCCUUUUUACUCGAUCGGCCGUCGUGAAUACCGAUGAAAGAGAUGGCAUAAAAACGGGAUCUAUCUUAAAUGAUAUCAAUAAAAGAAAAUCAUUUAGUGAGGGGACUGCUGGAGAAAUGUCUUCCAAUGUCUACAUUGGUAAUACAUCAGAUAAAAGUUCAGAAAUCGACUAUAAAUCCCCGUCAGCUGUUAAACCAUUUGAAGUUUUGGUUGAUAGUGCUUCAAUUCCACAUGUCGAAGCUAAUUCAGAUGGAUCAGAGAGCAGUGGAUUAAAUGUUUCGAACUCCGGUCAAAAUACUCGCAAUUAUGCAGUUAACUCUACCGAACAGAUCAAGAGCUUACAACCUCCGAAAGCUACACCUGAGUGUAUAGAUGAUGAAGAAGAGUUUAGCGAAAAACCUGUCUCACAGAACACAACGACUGCUGAAGCAACACGAACAACGGAAACAACAUCUCAAUCAGGUGAACAGAAAUCUGAGCAAGAACAUACAGCCGCAGGUUAUGACAGGAUUCAAAAAUUCCUAAACUCUUUUGAGGAUCCAUAUAAGCAAUUAUCUGAAAAGUUAAAGUAUUCGACAAUCGAUAAUGAAUAUAUUCAACCGGCUGUUGGAUCUAACUGUCUGCUGGCAACACACUGUGAUUUAGCUGUGAUACGGUGUUUAUAUUGUUCUGAAUGGUGUGAAUCUGGUAUCUACUGGUCACUUUGCUACUUAUUCAAUCGUCUGUUACAAAUUCGUUCAGAAUGGCUGAGAAUUAAGCCUAACAAUCGUAAAUUAUUCAAGCUUCGUAGAGGAAAUCUACCAUUUGAUCGGUUAUGUAAAUGGACCCCAGGAAUAUGGUCAUCAACAUCAUCGCACCAAGCAAGAAUAAAUCAAAUCACUGGUGAUAUGGUGAGGGAAAUACGAUGUUUGUCAUUGCCAAAUCUAUCGUCAAAGUGCACGUUGAGUACUUCUCAGUACAAUACCAAUGAACAGUUGAAUAAAGAAUGUAAUAAUAAAACUGAUGAAGCCAGUCCACAGAAAUAUCUAACACCUCAUGAGCAGAUUUGUGAAGUUCAAUCCAACAGUACUGGCAGUGUUAUUCAACCCUCAAUCGGGAGUAGUGAAAGUACUCCUCCCUUUCCUAAGCAUUCUUCCAAACCAAGUCAUUUAGAUGAGUCAUUGAAUCAAAAAGGUAUAUCAAGUAUAGUAGGAUCAUCUGCAUCCAUCUUAAACAUGGAUAGAUCUGAUAUAAGUCUUAUGAAAUUGGAUUAUUUGAAAGAAAAGGAUCUCAAAGACGAACAACAGCAGCUUAGUCCAAAUUUGUUACCGACGGAUAUUGGUCUUGGUGAUCCAUCAUUCACACUAGCCUUACCGACUGUUAGUUUUGGAGGUCAACAACAACAAAUCCAGCAGCAUCAGCAACCUGCCUGGAGAGGUUCAAAACGAUCAAGAAUUGCUGACAUCAAGGAACGUUUUACCCGAGCGUCGAAGUUCAAGUCAGGCGAUGUAAAUAUGAAAUUUCAACCUUUAUCUGCUAUAGAAGGAUCAGAAUGUAAUGAAUCACCUACCUCGACUACAGAAGGACAAAUAUUUCACGCACAGAGUAAACGAUCUAUUCAAUCAGGAGGAGAAAAGUUACGAUUUUUGCCGAGUUCGAGUACAAGUGAAAAGCCAUUUCAAGGUUUCGAAACAACAAACAAUGAAACUGAUGGUAGUCGACCCGAUCAAAAUGCUUCAGCUAAUUCACCACCUAGUCUAAAACUCGGUUUACCACCUUGCAUGCCGUCAAUAGCAGUAGCCAGUAAAACGCCAGAUAAUACCGGUAUCAACUCAGUUGAUGAUCACAUAUUCCCUGCAGUACUUCCUCGCAGUUUAACGGAUUCGGAUAUAAUUUAUCAUAGCUCGGAAAAGAUAGAGGAAGUCCCCGGUGCUGCAUACUACAUCACACCUAAUGGUCACUUGGAUUAUUCUGUUUUGCUCAGAAGUCUUUACUGGUGCAGUACUAUGCAUACGUCAAGCCGAGUGUGUUUCCAUUUGGUUCGGUGUUUGAGUGUUCUAUUUAGCUUGGGGAUUUUCGAUGUCAAAUCCAAUCUCUAUACCCUGAAAAAUGUCUCCUUUGAAAAGCCUGCCCAACUGAGACGGUUUCGAAAGAAAAACCACUUUGAAAGACAUAAAUUCUCCAAAGCUUCAAAAACACCUAUUCUUAAUAAACUUGUGGUGAGAGAAAACCGUAACAGCUCAAAUCCUAACGGUCGAGGAGGAUAUGACAGUUCAGCAUCUCAUUCCAGUGGAAAAGUGAAACGACGUGAUUCAUCUGUAGGAUUCUUGUUCACAAAUCUAAGUUCAUCCAGGGCCUCUGUUGGAAUCUGCAGUGAGUCAUACGGAAGUGAGACUGGUGAAGAUGCAGAUACAGAUGUAGGAGGAAGGAAACAGGUGUUUAGUAAAAACGAUAACGAGUCGCUUAUAAGUGAGGAUGAUUUCAUGAUUCCAUCUAACUUGAAAAUUAACAGUCCACUUGGAAGUCCCGAGUCAUCCUUAGACCUUGACAAAGAUUUAUUCUCUGCUCCACGUCGAGUUACAUCACAAGGGAAUAUUGAAUUCAAACUACGAAAUAAUGAUAGAUUUUCAGAUGAAAAGCUAAUGUCUAGAAGCACACGCAGAACAAAAUCUCGAGGUCAUUUCAGACAGUCAGCGUGUUGCGAUACAACUAACCAGCUUGUCCGUAUGAACUUUACAUUGGCAGCUGAAAUGUUGAUGAGAAUUAUUCGUGCAACAGGGUGUAGACACGGGCAUAGUAAUUCUCCGAAUUCCGCCAGUCAUCAUUUCCAUCAACAGCAACCGGUACAUAAGUUUGAAAAUUCCUCUGAACAGACCCAACAAGGUCAGCUGGAUCCAAGCGUACAAUUUCGAUUGCUCACACAUGAUUGCUUAAUUUACUUGCAUGACUUAAAUCCAUAUUUGUUUAAACGUGUCAUGACCAGAAUUGUAUCUUCUAGUACAGUUGCUGAUUUAAUUGAAAUGCUUCAUUCAUUCACUGGUUUUUGUUUAGAUCCAGUGACACGCCAGUAUGAACGCUCAGAUCAUAACAGGAAGUCUUACUUAAACUAUGGAAAUAGUUUUGGGCAGAGUGAAGCCGGUCAAGAUACACGUGGUGCUGAGGGUUUAGUAUUAUCCUACUUAUUUGGUCCAUUUGUUAGAAGACUAGUUAGGUGUCGACGUGAAUUAAGCAGUCAAGAAAAUGUUUCACUGUUUUCCGACAUACGGCAACUAUUCACAUAUAUACGUGAAAUUCACGGAAGUACAUUUCGAAAAAAUAUGCUAGUUGCUUUGCUUUGUCCAAUUCAAAGGAUAUGCGAAAUAUCUUUGCCGAAAAUUUCAACACCACUGCCAAGAAUGUCAGCGAGAAAUUCGAUGUGGCUGUUGCCUCGACAGGAUAAGCGACGUUCAACGUUUAAUGUUUUCAUUGAUCCUUUGGCCGAAACAGAGAGUUUAUCAGGUGGUCACAAAGAAAGCGGAGGCCAUGCAUUAGUAUGA